Messenger RNA from Apis florea (little honeybee), 1671 nucleotides. Its product is annotated as bifunctional FAD diphosphatase/FAD synthase. Lineage: Eukaryota; Metazoa; Arthropoda; Insecta; Hymenoptera; Apidae. The record is from RefSeq and is a predicted model, not a curated record.
AUAUAUAUAUAUGCAUAUGUAUAGUAAAUCAUAGUGUACACACAUCAAAUUGUAUUGUUGAAGGAUGUUCAAGUUGGAGGCGCUGUAUAGAAUAUCAUCUUUUAGCAUUAUCCGUUGCAUUGUGUAUAUACUUGUUAAUGAUAAGGUUAAAACGUUAUGAUGAAUUUACAUCGAUACAUAGUAAAGACUUUAUUGAAACGUUAUUGGCGAACAACCAUGAAUUGGACGUUAAUUCGUUUGAAAAGUAGAGGACAUCCAACUGCUGGAAUAAUCGUAAUUGGAGAUGAAAUUUUAAAAGGGCAAGUAAGAGAUACCAAUUAUUUUUAUGCAUGUAAGCUGCUUUAUAAAUAUGGAGUCAAAGUUGAAAAAAUUGCAGUCGUACGAGAUGAUCUUCAAGAUAUCGCGAACGAAAUAAAAUAUUUUUCUAAAAUGUUCAAUUAUGUUUUUACAUCAGGUGGUAUAGGGCCAACUCACGAUGAUCUUACAUUUGAAGCUAUAGCAUUGGCUUUUAACGAUACAUUACAUUAUCAUCCAACAUUAGUGGAUAUUAUAAAAAAUUAUUUUGACUUACAAGACUUGUUUGGAACAUUUCCUUUGCCUGCUUAUAAAAUGGCAUACAUACCAACAAAAUCUGUACUUAAAUUUGGAACAGACGAAGUUACAGGCAAACUACUCACUUAUCCAUACGUAAUAAUAGGAAAUGUUUAUAUAUUUCCUGGUUCACCUAUAUUUUUUGAGAAAUCUUUUCAAACGUUAUGCAAGGAAUAUUUUUCUUCUUGUAAAAAAUUCACGACAACCGAAAUUUAUAUAAAUGCGAAAGAAGAAUCGUUCGCGGAUAUUUUAAGCAAAGUUGCAUUAGAAUGUUCAAAUGUUACUUUUGGCUCGUAUCCGGAACUUAACAGGUAUUACAAAGUGCGUGUAAUUAUUGAAAGUGAGAAUGAAAAGGACAUUCAAAGGGCAAAAAAAAUGUUUUGUGAUCGUGUACCGUCAAAAAUUUUGAUAAAUUAUGAUCGAACACCGCAUGUGGAUUGCUUAUUGAAGUACGAAACGUUAAUUGAAAAAUCUCAGCAUCGAUCAGUUUAUGAAUAUUCCUUCAAGAAAUUCGUAAAUUACUAUGAAAAACCUGAAGAAGUUUGGAUAUAUUUGGAUGGUAGCGAAGAAUCAGUCAUUAUGAUACAUCUUGCUCGUGUCGUUAGCAGUAAAUUGCGAUAUAAUUCAAAGAUGAAAUUGCGUGCAGUUUGUCUUGAAUCCGAUAUUUUAAAAUCGGAAAUAAGUCAAUUUUUUAAUGAAAUUGAGGAUAUGUACAAUGUCGAUUUAUUCAAGUUAGAGGAAAAUAACAUUGCUCAUGCAAUAAAAAAUUUUACCUUAUUAAAACCGGAAUUACGAAAGUUAUUAGUUGGGAAACGGUUGAACAGUAACAAGAAGAAAAUUUAUACUAAUCUUGAACAAUUAAAUGAAGAGUUUAUUUCCACAAAGUUUAUACAUUUUCCUCUUAUCAAUUGGACAGACAAAGAUGUUGAAAAUUUCUUUAAUCCUCUCUUUUUACCUUACUAUAUGACAAAAAGUUAAAUGAUAAGAGGAUAAUGAUAACAGAAUGGAUGACAGUGUGUCUGUUCGGAAAUUGAGAGAUGAAUCAAGGCAAGAGGAUCAAUGGAGAAGAAAAUUAAUUUU